AAUAGACCCUCCUCACUUUACAAGUUCUUGCAUCAAACUUCCAGUCUUUUAGAGGGUAGAAAGGUGAAAAUAAUGACAAGGUGUUGUCUUGUGUUGACUGUAGUUCUAGCAAUAUCGGUUUAUGCCAUCACUGCUAGAGACGUUCCAAAAGAAAAUAAAGAUACUAUUGGUCUAACGGACCAAAAGAAUGUUUAUACUUUUGGUGGAACCGGCGGGUAUAGUGGCUUUGGGAACAACGGUUUGCCCAUUGGCGGGAUGGGAACCGGAGUUGGUGUAGGUGGUGAUUUUGGGGGUGCAAAUGGUGUUGGUGGUGUCGGUAUGGGAUAUCAAUUUGGUGGACCUGGUGGCCCGGCCGGUGGUGUGGGAACUUUUGGAGGUCUUGGUAACGGCUUUGGUGGAUUACCACCUCUCGGUGGUGGUGGUAUUGGUGGUGGGGGUCCUGUGGGUGGUGGUGUAGGUGGCGGCGUGCUCCCUCAUCCAUAGAGUUGUUUUGUGGUCUCUACUUUCCAGCCGGUAAUAAUGUUCGGUUUGUUUGUGUGAGAGGGUAUGUUUUGGUUUGUUUGUGUGUUACUAUGUUAGUACCUCUUUUUUAAGUCAAUGUAUCUUUGUUGUUUCUCAUGUCGUGUUUCUAGAAUAUUCGAACGUCUAUUCAUAUUAGCUUAUUUAGUUUCAGUUUA
Molecule: messenger RNA, 677 nt
Organism: Helianthus annuus (common sunflower)
Lineage: Eukaryota; Viridiplantae; Streptophyta; Magnoliopsida; Asterales; Asteraceae
Product: glycine-rich protein 5-like
Exons: 1
Coding region: 73-483 (136 amino acids)
Source: RefSeq, a predicted model, not a curated record